Molecule: messenger RNA, 384 nt
Organism: Xyrichtys novacula (pearly razorfish)
Lineage: Eukaryota; Metazoa; Chordata; Actinopteri; Labriformes; Labridae
Source: the annotation of a GenBank genome assembly
AUGAGCGGAAGAGGCAAAACCGGCGGUAAGGCCAGAGCUAAGGCCAAGACCCGUUCAUCCCGUGCCGGACUCCAGUUCCCCGUGGGUCGUGUCCACAGACUCCUUCGUAAAGGAAACUACGCUGAGCGUGUGGGAGCCGGAGCCCCUGUCUACCUGGCUGCCGUCCUCGAGUACCUGACCGCUGAGAUCCUGGAGUUGGCCGGAAACGCCGCCCGUGACAACAAGAAGACCCGUAUCAUCCCCCGUCACCUGCAGCUGGCUGUCCGCAACGACGAGGAGCUCAACAAGCUGCUGGGCGGAGUGACCAUCGCUCAGGGAGGAGUGCUGCCCAACAUCCAGGCUGUGCUGCUGCCCAAGAAGACCGAGAAGCCCGCCAAGAAGUAA